GUGAUGGAGAAAGGGAGAAGGGAGGGGAAGACUUAGGAAUAGGAGGAGAGGCUGUCAUCUAAAAGGAAAAAAACCCACACGCUGAAGAGUGUGUAAGAUAGUUGGCUAGAGGCUGCUCUGGAUAGAAAGCAUUUGCAUUUCACAACUUGAGAGAGAAGCUUUCCUGGAUCUGGUACUGGAUGAGAUACCGAACAGUCUGUGGACAGAUCCAUAGGAGUCGGUAUAAGCAGACGCAAACCUGCUAUAGUUGGACACUGCAUACUGGAAAUCCAACACCUCUACACACUUCUGUCAAGUAGAUUCGCUCAUAGAGGAGUUCUUCUGUUAUCCUAAAGAGGAACACAGGUCACAGUGCUUGGGAAGCGAGAAAGGAUCACAGCAUGGGAGCUGGGACUUCUACAGAGCAGGUUGCAGACAAGCCCACGGAAGAACAAGUGGAGCAAUGCGUUGACCUGGGGCAAGAACAGGAACAAGAGGGGGAAGAGGUGGAAGUGAAUGCAGCAGGUGAUGCCAAGUUGCUUCACACAAAUGGAAAAAUAGCCAUACUCAAUGGUGCCACUGAUGGAGAAGAAUUGGUAGAACAAUUGGUAGAAGGACUUCAGGCCUCGGAUGUGAAUGGACACGGAAUAGAAGAAAUAAUGGCAGUUGUUAAAGAAGUUGAACAACAAGAUCCAACAAGUGUAACCUUGAACGAGGAGCCAGCGGAAAACAUGGGGGUUGUACAAAAUGAUACCACUACAAAGGAAACUGCAAAGGAAGAUGAGCAAGUAGAGACACCAGAGGCCAAUGAUAUAACACCAGAGACAGAAGAGAAAGCAGAAUCUCCAGAUCAAGCCAACGAAAACCAAACCAAUGAAGUUGGGUUCAAAAAAGUCUUUAAAUUUGUGGGCUUUAAAUUCACUGUGAAAAAGGACAAAACUGAGAAAUGUGAACCGGUACAACUCCUAACUGUGAAAAAAGAUGAAGCUGAAUUAAACGGCAUAGACAAUCAUGAGGAAGAUAUUGAUACUGCCGAUGAAGUAAAGACCGAAAUCCAGCAGGAGACCAAAGACAGUGGACAGCCUACUGAGAGUCCAGAUAAGCCAGAACAGGCUGCUGAAAGUGCAAAGGAAACCCCUGAAGAAGAUCAGAAGAAAGUAGAAGAAAGUGAGGUGGAAAAAGAUAAAACAUCCCCAGAGUCUCCGACAAAUCCUAUUAUCACUGAAACCUCUUCUCCAUUUAAGAGAUUUUUUACACAAGGAUGGGCAGGGCUAAGGAAGAAGACAAGCUUUAAGAAGUCAAAGGAGGAAGACCCACAGGAAGUUGAGAAACAGCUCAAAGCCAUGGAGCAGGAAAAGGCUGAGGUCCCCGAGACUGUAAAAGAGGAGAACACAACUGAAGCACAACCAGCAGAAGUUAAUUCUGUGCCACAGGAAAUAAGUAAAUCUUCAAGUGAAGAUUCAAAGGUCUCUAAUGAGGAAAAGAAUGAAGCUACAGCUGAAGAAAUGCCAAAACAAGAGGAACCCUCAAUUUCUAUUGAAGCAGAAUCCAAAUUAGAAGAGGCGGCAAAAGUAGAGGUGGAGGCUGCCCCAGUAGCAGAAAUUACAGAACAGAAACCUGAAAUAGCAACGUCAGUACCAGCAGCUGCUGCAUUACCACCUGAGGUUAAAACAGAAGCUGAUACCAUUGAAAACAAUGUUGAAACUCAGAUAACUGAUGGAACUGUUGCUGCUAGCUCACCAGAAGGAAUAAGGGAAGGCCUGCAAGAAACAUCUGUGUCUGGAGCUCUGGAUAAUGAUCAGCCACAGUUGACUUCAAGUACUGAAUGUGGAGAGCUGGAAAAAAGUCAAGACGCAGUCACCACAGAAGCUGAACUGCUGUCUUCACAAGAGAAAGCAAAAAUUCAAGGCAGUCCAUUAAAAAAACUUUUUAGCAGCUCUGGGUUAAGGAAACUGUCUGGGAAGAAAUCUAAAAGUAAGAAAGAAGAUGAUAGCAAGGUAGAAGUUACAACAGAAGCUGUUUCAUCUGAGUCCCCAGAGGCUCCAGAAGUAGACGGUGGAGAUAGCUCUCCGUCCUCUCCAGAUGAGUCGGCAGAGGCAUCUCCCACAGAAAAACCAACAGAGGACAUACAGGCUGCAGAAGCAGAGGGAGAAGGAACAACAUCUGAUGGUGAAAGAAAAAAAGAUGGAAUUACACCAUGGGCUUCAUUUAAGAAACUUGUCACACCAAAAAGACGCCCAAAACGACUAUCUGAAAGUGAUAAGGAGGAUGAGGUUGAAAAGGCAAAAUCUUCAACUAUGUCUUCUACGGAUAGUGCUGGUACUGUUGAAAAUCAGGAAGAACCUAAAGAUGUCACUGAAGAGCAAAAACUUGAAAAAAGCACAGAUGAAAGUAAGAAGAAAGUUGACAACUCUGUGUCAUGGGAAGCUUUAAUAUGUGUUGGUUCUUCUAAGAAAAGAGCAAGAAAGGCUUCUGAUUCAGAUGAAGAUGAAGGAGUAAAAUCUCAAGAUGAGGCAAAGAAGACUGAAGAAGUUGUGCCACCUAAAGAGACUGAUGACGAAAGCCCUAUUACAAGUUCACAAGAACAGCCGAUCCAAGAAAGUACAUCACCAGAUCAAGCUGGCAGUCCUACAGAAGGAUCUACCUGGCAGUCUUUUAAAAGGCUUGUGACUCCUAGACGCAAGUCAAGAACAAGAGUAGAAGAGAAAACUGAUGAAACUGUAACACCCGCCAGCGCAGAACAGUCAACUUCAGAGGGUGAAGCUGGCAAAGAAGAAACUUGGGUUUCUUUCAAGAAACUGAUUCCAGGGCGAAAGAAGAAAAAAUCUGAUGGCAAACAAGAGCAUGCUCCUACUACUGAAGCUGGCCAGCCAUUAAAUGAAGCUGCGGAAGACGAUUCUGAUGAACCUGCUGUAGUCCCUUUAGCAGAGUUUGAUGCUGCAGAGCAAGAGAAGCUUGAUGCUCAAAAAUCGCUUGAAGUUGUUCAACCAACUGUUUUAGGAGAACAAGAAGGAUCUGUAGAAAAAUCUACAGAAGAGCUUAUUCAUGCUGUGACAGUUACUGUAAUAGAAGGAGAGAGAGCCAUAACCAGUCUUGAUGAAAGGUCUCCAUCCUGGAUCAGUGCAACUGUUUCUGAGACUAUCGAGCAUGCAAAAGAAACUGAAGAAGCCACUGAAAUAAUAAAACCAGGGGUCAAUGUGGAAGAAACUGUGGUGCUUAGUACAGUCUGCCAAGUUAUGAAAGAAAUGCCAACCACAAUGAUCAAUGAGAUGGAGUUAACAUCUGAAGCUUUGACCGCUCUUGAGGAAGCAAUAGAGAAUUCAUGCACUGAAGAGACAACUGAAAUGAUAUCUGCCGUCUCACAAUUAGGCGAGUCAACUGAAGAUGCUACACCUGUGCCAGAGGAAGAUGCAAGCCAGAAGACUUUAGAAGACCAAAAGAAACAGACUGAAAGUAUACUACAUAAAGUGGCAGAAAAGGCAAAACUAACACUUGAUUCUGUACAACUGCAAGCAUCUGCUCCUCUUUGUAUGGAGGAACAAACAAAUUUAACUCCUGAUUGCUUAGAAGGUCAAGAUGAUGAAUUUACCAUAGUAAGUGCUGAAGAAACGGUCGAACAAGUAUGUGUUUCUGUCAUUGAGAAAACAAAAGAAAGUGUCAUUACUUCUGAAACAGUGCAGAAUGAGGUUGAUGCCCCACUUGCCACUUUAGAAAAAACUGUUGAAACUGUUAUUGUUUGUGCUAGUACUUUACCUUCAAAAGAAGAGGCUGGUGAAUCUGUCUUGGUAAAUGAUGAAAAAAAUGAGGAAAAUCUUACAAUUUUAUCUGAAGAUCAAGUGGUACAAGAAACUCCAAUUUGCAAUGAAGCUAAAAAUGCGACUCUCGAGACAGUGGAGAAAUGUGAAGAUGCUUCAGAUUCCAUUGUCAUCGAGUCUGUGGUUCAAGAAAAUAUUGCUAUGGAAACUGUGUAUGCUAAUGAUAACUUACCUUCAGUGGAAGAUGUAAAGACAAAUGAAGAUAAAGCAAGUUCAACUGAGAUAAAAGAAACUGCCCCUGCCUUAGAUGAGGUGCAGAUUGAAGAUAGUCUACCCGCAUCAUCUGUGUUGCAGACUAAAGAAAGUGCAUUAGCUAAUGUUCCUGUGUCAAGUGAAGUACAGUCUGAAGAUGUUGCACCUGUAUCAAGUGAAAUACAACCUGAAGAUGUACCAGUAGCAAGUGACAUAAAACUUGAAGAUGUAAUACCCAUUUCUAGUGAAAUUCUGCCUGAAAUAUCUGUACCUGAAUCAGGUGAAAUCCAGGCAGAAAAAGUUGUACCAGUGUCAAGUGUACAGGGAGAAGUAAUAUCUGAAUCAAGUGAAAUACAAUCAAAAGAAACCAUACCUGUAUCAAGCAAACUUCAAUCUGAAGAAGUUGUAUCAAGUGAAGUGCGGCCUGAAGAAGUUGUACCCAUAUCAAGUAUAAUAAAGCCUGAAAUAUCUGUGCAUAGAUCAAGUGAGGUUCAGGCUGAAGAAGUUGUAUCGGUUUCAGGCAAAGCAGAGAAACCUAAAGAAGCUGUACCUGUACCAAGUGAGAAGCAACCUAAAGAAGCUGUACCUGUACCAAGUGAGGAGAAACCUAAAGAAGCUGUACCUGUACCAAGUGAGAAGCAACCUAAAGAAGCUAUACCUGUACCAAGUGAGGAGAAACCUAAAGAAGCUGUACCUGUACUAAGUGAGAAGCAACCUAAAGAAGCUGUACCUGUACCAAGGGAGGAGCAACCUAAAGAAGCUGUACAAAGUGAGAAGCAACCUAAAGAAGCUAUACCUGUACCAAGUGAGGAGAAACCUAAAGAAGCUGUACCUGUACUAAGUGAGAAGCAACCUAAAGAAGCUGUACCUGUACCAAGGGAGGAGCAACCUAAAGAAGCUAUACCAAGUGAGAAGCAACCUAAAGAAGCUGUACCUGUACCAAGUGAGAAGCAACCUAAAGAAGCUAUACCUGUACCAAGUGAGGAGAAACCUAAAGAAGCUGUACCUGUACAAAUUGAGGAGCAACCUAAAAAAGCUGUACCCAUAUCAACUGAGGAACAACCUAAAGAAGCUGUACCUGUAUUAAGGGAGGAGCAACCCAAAGAAGCUAUACCUGUAUCAAGUGAGGAGCAACCCAAAGAAGCUGUACCUGUAUCAAGCGAGGAGCAACCCAAAGAAGCUGUACCUGUAUCAAAUGAGGAGCAACCUAAAGAAGCUGUACCUGUAUCAAGUGAGAAGCAACCUAAAGAAGCUGUACCUGUAUCAGGUGAGGAGCAACCUAAAGAAGCUGUACCUGUAUCAAGUGACGAGCAACCUAAAGAAACUGUACCUGCACAAAGUGUCGAGCAACCUAAAGAAACUGUACCUGGACAAAGUGACGAGCAAUCUAAAGAAGCUAUACCUGUAUCGAGUGAGGAGCAACCUAAAGAAGCUGUACCUGUAUCAUGUGAGGAGCAACCUAAAGAAGCUGUACCUGUAUCAAGUGAGGAGCAACCUAAAGAAGCUGUACCAAGUGAGGAGCAACCUAAGGAAGCUGUACCUGUAUCAAAUGAGGAGCAACCUAAGGAAGCUGUACCCGUAUCAAGUGAGGAGCAACCUAAAGAAACUGUACCUGGACCAAGUGAGGAGCAACCUAAAGGAGCUGUACCUGUAUCAAGUGAGGAGCAACCUAAAGAAGCUGUACCCGUAUCUAGUGAGGCAAAACCUAAAGAAACUGUACCAAGUGAGGAGCAAACUAAAGAAGCUGUACCUGAAUCAAGUGAGGGACAGUCUGAAGAGAUCGCAUCUGAAUCAAAUGAGGUGAAACGAGAAGAAUGUGUCUCCCUGUCAAAUGAAGUCCAGGCUGAAGGGAGUUUAAGUGCAUUAAAGGAAUUGCAGCCUGAAGUUGGAUCUUUGUCAAGUGAGGUAAAGAAUACAGAACUUCAUGUUUCAGAAGUGCAGAGUACUGAAGAAGUUAUUCCUGUGUACACUGAUAUUGAAGAUAAAAGUGGAGUGUCAAAGGAGGUGAAGACUGAGGAAACCCUUCCUAGAAAGUCAGAAUGUGCUCCUUUAUUAGUUGAGGUGCAACCUGAAGGUGUGAAUGUACUGGUUAAGGAACAUGCUGAAGAGACGGUCUCUUUAUUGGAUGAUAAACAAGUUAUCCCUGUGCCAGCAGAGGCGCAGGCUGAAAAGAGUGUUCCUGUGACAGAUGAGGUACAGGUUGAAGUUGGUGCCAGUGUGUUAGCUGAAAUCAAGGUUGAAGAAAGUGCCCCUGUGUUAGCUGAGGUCGACUGUGAAAAAACUGCCCUUGAAACAGCUGGGCUGAAGGUUGAGGAAAGUGCCCCAGUAUCAGUUGAGGUACAAGCUGAUGAUGUGCAAGCUGAUAAAGCCAUAGAUCUAUCUGCUGAAGUGGAGCCUGUAGAAAUUUCCAUUGCGAUAGCUGUGGUUCAAAUUGAUGACAGCACCCCUGUAUCGAAUGAUCAAACUGAAGGCACCCAUAGACCAUCUGAAGAGGGUUCCCUAUUGUCAGGUGAAUUGCAGACCGAAGAAAGUUCCCCCAGGUCAGUGCAGGAAGAAAGUAUUCUACAUUCAGAUGAGGUCCAGUCUAUAGAAGUCCCCCCUGUGGGUCUAGCUGAAGAAAUUGUGCAAGUUCAUCCUGAACAAAAAGCUCCUGUAGUGGUUGAACAAAUAUGUGAUGUACAGUCUGAUGUCUCUGAAGUGCAAAUGCAAGAGGAAAGUGCUGUUGUAACUAAGGAACCUAAAGAACAUAUUGAAGAAGUCCCUACUUUGAAUAAAGUAGAAAAUGUUGAGAAUGAUGCUCAGGAAAGUGAAAGGGUUCUGGAUUCUUCAAAACAUAAAGAAGGCUGCGGCAAUGACCAAGCACAAAAACCAACAACGGAAGGAGCAGAGACCAAUGUAUUGAUAGCUAAACAAGAAACUACUGAAUUACAGAAGGAAAACAAGUCUACGAACAGUGACAACAUUGACUUGAAAGCCACAUCUCCAUCCUCUGCACAAGAAGAAAAGAAAUCUGAAGAAGAAAAUAAAAAAGACCAAACGACUCCUAGUCAAGAAGAAGUUGUGGAACCGAAGGAAGAAGUUGUUACUACAGAUAUUCCAAAGUUGGAAAGCUCAGAGGCUACCAAAACAUCUGAUCCAGUUACAGCAGCCGCAGUGGAAGAACAGGUCUUAGCAGAGACUGUUAAAGCUAUCGAAGUAUCCACAGAUAACCUAAUGCCUUCAGAAGUUGCUGGUGUUGACACAAAAGCUGAAGACAAUGACACAUUGUCCAAAGUACUAGAGGUUGUAGCAGAGUCCGUCUCCCACAAAGCUGCAGCUAUCGUGGAUGCAGCAAUUGAAGCAGCUACAAAUUGUGUUGUUGUUAAUGCUACCAGCCAAGGUGACACACACGAAGAAACUACUGUAUCUAAAAAGGAAGAGCUAACAAAAGAAACUGACAUUGAAACAAUCACCAUUGAAUCAUGCAGUACAACUAUUGUUCAAAAUAUCAUUGAAACAGCAGUGGAAGCAGUAGUAAGCAGCAUUCAUAAAACUAAAACCGAUGGUGUUCAAGAACAAAAUCUGGAAAAUAAGCUAGAUUCACAACUUCAAGAAACUGUACCUGUGAGUGAGGCCAUCAAAUCAUGUGCACAGCCUGAAGAUAGUCAACAAGCAAACGAAGGAGUACAGAACGCAAAAAAAGAAAUAGAGUCCUCUGUCCCUGCUGAUACGCAAGAGGAAAAUAGACAAGUAACCACUCAGGCCUCAACGAUGAAUGACCAGGAAAAGGCACCGACUGUUGAAUCCUGAGACCUCAUUUUGUGCUUUGAAAAGAAUUGAAGAAACCGGAAUGUGAAAGCUGCUGAAGCUACCAAAGAGCUGGAAGCUGCAAUGUGAAGAAAGCCGACAACUCUAAAUUAUGAAUUCUGAAAAUGGAGCACGCCCUACUUCAUUGAUAAGAAUGAACUAUGUGACAAUCCUGAGGUCUCAUCGGGAGCUAUAACCAGAUUUGUCCCUUGCUCUUAAAUAUUUAAUGAUCUUUUCAAGGCUUUACUGUGUUCUUGUUUAGAGGCUAAAUAUUAGGAGGCAGAAUCCUAGGGAAUUCUAUUCCAAUUUGCCUUUUAAAGGUACCUGGCACCAAAGUCUUAUGUCUGGAUUAAGGCUGUAUGUUUAAAAUAUCUAAGUAUAUUGCCAGAGUUAUAGGUUUCCAGAAAACUGUCCAAAACUGGAGGGGGACAUCUUGUGUAUUUAUGUGUAUAUCUUCAUCCUGUUUUUCAUUUUAAUUAUUGUAUAUUUUUUUCCAAGUAUAUAUGAAUUAAAGGAGGAGAAAACAGCAAACUAACCUAGCAUACAAUGCCUUACAAGUGAAGCUACCUGCAUGUGAUCAAGACAUUACGUUAUAGCAGCAUUUCCUUAAAAGGUACCUCUCAUCAAAUAAACUUUUGAUAUAUUUUAGAUUAAUGAAUGUUGAAUAACUUUCCAAUAGCAUGUUAAUGAAAAAUAUGCUUCUUUCUAUUGUAUUUUUCCCGAUCAGUCCUGUCAGCAAGCAUUUCUGACUCAUGCUGGAGUCCUAAACAC
This is a messenger RNA of Hyla sarda, 8543 nucleotides long. RefSeq names its product A-kinase anchoring protein 12 (gene AKAP12). The transcript is spliced from 4 exons. Gene Ontology annotation, molecular function: protein kinase A binding; calmodulin binding. Gene Ontology annotation, biological process: signal transduction; regulation of protein kinase C signaling. The coding region runs from base 381 to 7775 and encodes 2464 amino acids. Gene Ontology annotation, cellular component: cytoplasm. NCBI's taxonomy places the organism in Eukaryota, Metazoa, Chordata, Amphibia, Anura, Hylidae. The record is from RefSeq and is a predicted model, not a curated record.